Molecule: messenger RNA, 948 nt
Organism: Closterium sp. Yama58-4
Lineage: Eukaryota; Viridiplantae; Streptophyta; Zygnematophyceae; Desmidiales; Closteriaceae
Source: the annotation of a GenBank genome assembly
AUGAAAACGCUCGUCAAGUUGGUUACCCUAUUGUUGCUCGUGGCUGUGUGGCAAGAACACCAAGCGACAGCGCUGAACCCGCGGGAGGUACGGAAGGCGAGCGACGGCAUCAAGCAAAGACCAGAGUUCAAGAACGUCCAUGACUUGAUCGACAAGUACCUUAAGCAAGCUAUUCCCCUUACAGACGUCACCAUUUUAAUACCUGUGGGCAUCGCGCAGCUGUACGCGUACACCUCGGAUCAGCAAACAACGAUCAUAUCGUACAAUACCAUCACCACGCGCUAUCUCUACCGCAACUUCACAACCAUGAAGGGCGGCGCGUCGCUCGACACGCUGGAAGGAAGCACCGUCAUCAAGCGCGGCCCCAACUACCAGCCAGUCGUGGGUUUCCAGGGCACGGGCGCGACCCUUUGGAGCAUGCUGAUCAUCCCCAACUUGUGGGUGGGCUCGGACUUCACGAUCCAAGGAACCACGACGCUCCUCAUCCCCGCCGACUUCGGCUCGGAGGCGAUACGGAGAGCGGAGCUGCAGCAGGCCAUCGCGCAAAUCAAUCAGCGAGCAGAGUUCGCGACCGUGAAAGACGUCAUCAGCCAAUGGCUAUCAGCGCUCACGUCACUCUCUGACGUCACCAUCCUCCUCCCGCUCUCCCCCGAAGUCCUCUCUUUCAUGAAAACCGCCUUCUCCCCGGCCAAGCGAGAUCAAAUCCUGGCCUUCCACGUCAUCACCAAACGCUACUCCUACGUCAAUCUCACGUCCCUUCCGGGCGGCACCGAGCUGGAAACUCUAGAAGGCAUGCCGUUGAUUAAACGCGGCCCGAAUUUUCAACCGCUGACGCUCUUUCAAGGGCGGGAGCUCAUCCCGUCGCUCGUCAUGGUACCGAAUAUUUUCGUCGGCUCGACUUUUUCGAUUCAUGGCAUCAGUACAGUGCUAAUUCCACCAGACUUAUGA